GGUCCCCGUUGUGUGUGCUCCAGCCCCCACCCGUCAGGGGCCACGUUCUGUCGUGUUCCAUCUGGGACUCAGCAGUGAGAGGGCCGCGUCCCGUGCCCCCACUUACUAAGGCUUCAUUCCAGGGGACCCCCUCAGCGAUCUCCCCAGAUCAUCUCUUCCUGAUCAGCGUCCUUGGCCUUCCAUGCCUCCCUGCCCCCCACCUGUGCCUCUCCAGCCUGCCUGGGCUGCCGCCCAGCUGCCUGCCUGGCCGUCCUCCCUGGCUCCCCCUCUGCGGCGCUGCUGGCCACACCCCCUGCCCCCUCCAUCCAGGCCUCUGAUCCGCCUGUGGACUCAGAGGUCGCGGGUGCCCGGCACAGGCCCCUGGGCUGAGGACGGACCGCAGCCCCCGGGCCCCAGAGGCCUCCCCCAGCCUGAGCAGCGGAGCCCCCCCAGGGCAUGGGGGUGGGCAGCCCCCCCAGGUACGUGCCCACUCCCUCCUGCUGCCGCCCCCACCCUCCCCCCUCGGCCCAGCACCUGUCUCCCCAACGCUGUCCUCACUGUGGCCCCCUCGGGGAGCCGCUGAGCCCCAGGUUUGCUCCCUGUAGCUCUGCCCACCCAUGCUGGGGACCCUGCCUGUGCUCACUGCACCCGACCCCUCUGGCUUCUGCUCCUCGCCCCAUGGCUUCCACCUCCUGAGGCGAGGUCUCCACUUCCCGCCCUCGGCCCCCUUUGGUCUCUGCUCCCCAAUUCAGGUCCUCCCCCUCCCCCCGCCCCUGCCCUGCUCUUCCUGCCAGUUUCUCUUCCUCAGGCUCCCUCCCAACGCCCGCCUCUCCCUGCCCGACUCUGGGCCUGCUCUGUCUGCAGCCUCUGCCCCACCCCUCCUCCCCACUCUGCUCCCACUCGCUGUGGGGACCCCAGUUGUGGGGGAGGGGAGUGGGGGAUGCCCCCGCCUCAGAGAAGAGCAUGGAGCCUCUGCGGGGGGAGGGGCGGGGCCUCUUGGCUGCAGAUUAGACAGUGACUUUGACACGGAGUUGAAGCACCUUAAGCCCUGUGUCUCCUUUAUAUGGAAACCUUAAGCUGCUCUCGCAGGUCAGCUGCAGGGGGUGGGGCCCUCGAGCUUGGGAUCCCGCUGGCUCCCGUCCUACCUUGUUCCGAAUCUGGGAGCCGGGCCGCGUUGGGCACCCAGAGGCCCCCGCAGGUGCAGCGUCCGGUGGCUUUGUGAGGUGAACACAGGUCGGCCUCACGGGCUGAGGAGGGCCAGGCCUGGCCACAGACCCCUCCAAGCCUGCGCCUGGCCUGUGAGAUGGGGUGAGGACCUUGACCUCCUGAGCAGUCGAGGUGAGCCUAGGGGUCUGGUGGACCCAGUGGGGGGCUGCGAACACUCCCUGAGCCCUUUGGGGGGCCUGUGUGUAGUAGGUACUCGGCACCCGGGCCCUGAGGCAGCCUCACCUCAGAACCUCCAUUUGCUUUUCUGUGCACAGCAAGGGUUGCAGCUAGCUGUUAGCAGUGGGGAGUGGGUGGGAGGCUGGCCUGGGGCAGGGUGGGGCCUGUCAGCGCCCUAGCGUGUUGGCUCAUGAGGGGGGCACUUCCCAGGAGGCAAGGGGUUGCAUGCUGACCCCACCGUUGCCCCUCCCUAAGAACACGCUCUGGCAUCCCGAGCUGUGGGAGGUGGAGAGGUCGCAGCUGGGUAUAAGGUAGGCGCUGGCACAGCCCAGCCCGGGGCGCUCUGACCUGAGCCUCCAUUUCACCCCCAUCAGGUGGGCCUAAGCCCCCACUCGGUGGCUGUGGAGACCAGACCCAGAGGUGCACAGCUCCUUCCGGGCACCCCGUGGGUGCUGACCUCAAUGUCGGUCAGCGGUCCUCAGGUGGAGGGCCCAGGCGGAUCCCCGACCCUGGUACAGCAGGCACAGUCCAAGCACACAGGGGCUGGGCCAACGCCGAUGGAGUCGGCAGUUCACCAGAUUCCUCUGGCCUUAGCCCAGCCAGCCCUGAAAGGUGCCUCCCACCAUGGCGCCGGGUGUCACCCCUGCAGCAGCUGAGGGGUGGCGAGGCCUGCGGGUCCACGCCCGUCGGGCUGCUGGGGUUGGUUCCGCUUCCCAGAUGAGAGAACUGAGGCUCGGAGAGGGCUGUGAGCUGCUCGGAGGAGGCCGCCCUGGAAUCGCCUGCAGCCCAUUCCCUUCCUUCCAGAUCUCUCUUUUCGAUUGGAAAGUUAUAUCCCCAUUCCACAGAUCAGUAAACCAAGGCUCUGGACGAGGAUGCUGGGGAUCCCAGGGCACGUGGUGUCAGCAACUGAGCUAGGUUCCGUGAAACAGGCUCAGGAGCUGUCUGAGGUAGAGGGUCAGGGCUGAACCUUGUUAAGAGUGAGAGAAGAGGCAGAGGCAGACAGAGAGGUCUCCCAUCCGCUGGUUCACGCCCCAAAUGACCGCGACGGCCAGGGCUGGGCCAUAUUCUGUCCUAUCCCUUGAGGAGGCCGGGCCGGGGCUGUGCCGCAACGGCUGGGCGCCGGCGCAGUCGCCGGUGGGCCGGCGGCGCGGGCGCUUCGUCAAGAAAGACGGGCACUGCAACGUGCGCUUCGUGAACCUGGGCGGCCAGGGCGCGCGCUACCUGAGCGACCUGUUCACCACGUGCGUGGACGUGCGCUGGCGCUGGAUGUGCCUGCUCUUCUCCUGCUCCUUCCUCGCCUCCUGGCUGCUCUUCGGCCUGGCCUUCUGGCUCAUCGCCUCGCUGCACGGCGACCUGGCCGCGCCGCCGCCGCCCGCGCCCUGCUUCUCGCAGGUGGCCAGCUUCCUGGCCGCCUUCCUCUUCGCGCUGGAGACUCAGACGUCCAUCGGCUACGGCGUGCGCAGCGUCACCGAGGAGUGCCCGGCCGCCGUGGCCGCCGUGGUGCUGCAGUGCAUCGCCGGCUGCGUGCUCGACGCCUUCGUCGUGGGCGCCGUCAUGGCCAAGAUGGCCAAGCCCAAGAAGCGCAACGAGACGCUCGUCUUCAGCGAGAACGCCGUCGUGGCGCUGCGCGACCGCCGCCUCUGCCUCAUGUGGCGCGUCGGCAACCUGCGCCGCAGCCACCUGGUCGAGGCCCACGUGCGGGCCCAGCUGCUGCAGCCCCGCGUGACCCCGGAGGGGGAGUACAUCCCGCUCGACCACCAGGACGUGGACGUGGGCUUUGACGGAGGCACCGACCGCAUCUUCCUGGUGUCUCCCAUCACCAUCGUGCACGAGAUCGACUCCGCCAGCCCGCUGUACGAGCUGGGACGCGCCGAGCUGGCCCGGGCCGACUUUGAGCUCGUGGUCAUCCUCGAGGGCAUGGUGGAGGCCACGGCCAUGACCACGCAGUGUCGCUCGUCGUACCUCCCUGGCGAGCUGCUCUGGGGCCACCGUUUUGAGCCGGUCCUCUUCCAGCGUGGCUCCCAGUACGAAGUCGACUAUCGCCACUUCCACCGCACCUACGAGGUCCCGGGGACGCCUGUGUGCAGCGCCAAGGAGCUGGACGAGCGGGCGGAGCAGGCUUCCCACAGCCCCAAGUCCAGCUUCCCCGGCUCCCUGGCUGCGUUCUGUUACGAGAAUGAACUUGCUCUGAGCUGCUGCCAGGAAGAAGAGGAGGAAGAGGAGCCCAAGGAAGGGAGUGAGGCAGAGCAAGAAGAAGGGGCUGCCAGCCCCCGGGUUCUCACUCCGACCCUGGCGCUGACCCUGCCCCCGUGACGCAAGCCAACAUCCCCUUUCCACUGGUGCCCCCUUUCCGUGGGGGAGCAAGAUGGAGAGCUCAGCCUGCAUCGGGGGUGGGGCAGCCGUUUCCCGAGGCCCACAGGCCUGCUGGGUAAACCGUUAGCUUGUGAGCGUCUGCCAUGGCCGGUGGACCGGACCCACCACACACUGUCUGGACCUUAGCUCCUCUGCUUCUGCGCUCCUCCCUGAACCCCCUUAAGAGCCCGAUUCCUGAGUCUCACCAGAGCUGCGGCUCCAGAGUUCUGGAGCGCCCAAGAGCCAAGGAGAUGGUGGUUCUAGAUGGAUCUGCCUGGCUGGGUCUGGGCUGUUGAGCAGAGCUAGGGGUCGGUGGUGUAGGGCAGGCUGCGUGUGGAGAAGGAAGUUGGCAGUUCCGAGCAGCAGCGGGUCACGGGUUGCUAGGUGUGGCUUUGACCUGAGCUGCAAGGGGCUGUUGGCUUCCGACUCAGCCAACUGAGCAGCGGAUCACUUGUUCUAGACCUCCGAAGGGGAGAAGGUUGUGGAAUGCUGCACGGCUGAGACGGACGCAGAACCAAGAGUGGCGACGGAGCCAAGAAAGGAAGGAAAAACCAAACUGUGGUUUCAGAGCGCCCAAGAGUUGAUUCCUUGAGUCUAGGUUGGCUACCAAGGCAGGCACUGGCUUGGCCUAGAGGACCGAACUCCAGACACUUAGCUUUCUAGGAUGCACAGCACAAGGACGAGUCUGUGGGUCUAGAGGGACGAAGUGACCGACGCCCAGGGGACGAGCGAUGCUUCCAGGGAACCCGCAGGGUGGUUUUUAUUUUUUAAAGUGCCAUUCUAGAACGUCCAAAGGAACUUGGAUUCUGCAGCUCUGGACUGAUCACGGCGGGGGGGUGGGGGGACAGUUCCCGGUUUCCGUGACUUGCCGGUCACCGGCUUCCCAGUGGAACUGCGACUCUCGAGGGUUCUAGGUGACUUCCUGUGGUUCUGUCAUGCCAAAAGGAAUGAGGCUCCAGAGAUCCAGGGAUGGCCACCCCCGAGGCCUGGACGCGCUCCCCGCCUCCACGUGGGCUGCUCGGCCGCUCCGGGAGGGGGACUCGGGCUUGCUGAGCACGGCUUCUGAGCGGACCUAGCAGGUGAGGGCUCAGGUGAGACCCUGUCGGUCACAGGGCUCCUUAGUGGGCAAGGGAGGGGGAAGGGCUGAGACUGGUGAGUCUAGAAUGCUCUGGAAUCCUACACCUAGUGAUGCGUGUCUAUUUCUC
Messenger RNA from Lepus europaeus (European hare), 4919 nucleotides. RefSeq names its product potassium inwardly rectifying channel subfamily J member 14 (gene KCNJ14). Lineage: Eukaryota; Metazoa; Chordata; Mammalia; Lagomorpha; Leporidae. Gene Ontology annotation, cellular component: plasma membrane. Gene Ontology annotation, molecular function: inward rectifier potassium channel activity. The record is from RefSeq and is a predicted model, not a curated record. Bases 2398 to 3675 code for a protein of 425 amino acids. The transcript is spliced from 4 exons. Gene Ontology annotation, biological process: potassium ion import across plasma membrane; regulation of monoatomic ion transmembrane transport.